Messenger RNA from Nestor notabilis (Kea), 1029 nucleotides. Its product is annotated as phosphorylase b kinase regulatory subunit beta-like. Lineage: Eukaryota; Metazoa; Chordata; Aves; Psittaciformes; Psittacidae. Gene Ontology annotation, biological process: glycogen metabolic process. The record is from RefSeq and is a predicted model, not a curated record. Gene Ontology annotation, cellular component: phosphorylase kinase complex. Gene Ontology annotation, molecular function: calmodulin binding. The transcript is spliced from 6 exons. The coding region runs from base 173 to 844 and encodes 223 amino acids.
CAGGUGACACUUGGAGCUUUUGGCCAAGAGGAAGAAGUUAUUUCUAAUCCCUUAUCCCCAGGAGUGAUUAAGAAAAUCAUCUAUGAAAAAUGUCAUUUACAAGAUGAAAGAGAAGCUGUAGUUCAGACACAUUGGCUGGAUCAUCUCCAAUUCACCUGAACUUUUCAGUGGCAUGCUGAAGAUACGGAUUGGAUGGAUUAUCCAUGCUAUGAAGUAUGAAUUGAAAAUCCGGGCUGGGGAUAUGCCAGCUAAGGACUUAUACCAGAUGUCCCCUAGUGAAGUGAAGCAGCUUCUGCUGGAUAUUCUUCAACCACAGCAGCAGGGGAGAGGCUGGCUAAACAGAAGACAGAUAGACGGUUCUCUCAAUCGAACUCCUGCUGGAUUCUAUGAUCGGGUGUGGCAGAUCUUGGAGAGAACCCCUAAUGGUUUAAUAGUGGCAGGGAAGUUUUUACCACAGCAACCAACCUUAUCGGAUAUGACGAUGUAUGAAAUGAAUUUUUCCCUUCUAGUUGAAGAUAUGCUGCAAAAUAUUGAUCAACCGGAAUACAGGCAAAUUAUUGUAGAGUUGUUGAUGGUUAUAUCUGUCAUUUUGGAGAGAAAUCCUGAGCUAGAGUUCCAGGACAAAGUGGACUUGGACAAAGUGGUGCAAGAAGCAUUUCAGGACUUUAAGAAAGAUAACAGCCAUCCAAAGGGAGCUGAAAAGCAAGAUGACAUGACUGCAUUCUACAACACACACCCACUUGGAAAAAAGGGAACAUGCAGUUACUUGAGUAAGGCUGUGAUCACUUUAUUGCUGGAAGGGGAAAUGAAACCAAGCAAUGAUGAUCCUUGUACUGUUAGCUAAAGCUUGAAAAACAGCAUAGGAGUUGUUGCUUUAUUUAGUGUUCUGUGUAUUUUUCAUGCAUAUAUGAAAAUACUAUUUUGAAACGUAACCCUGACUAGUAAUACAAAUGCAAACUAUGCUGAAAGAAGUGCCAUUAAAGAUACAAAGUGCCACCUAUUUUUUUCUUUUCUCAACUAUGCAGCAAG